Molecule: messenger RNA, 4581 nt
Organism: Phycomyces blakesleeanus NRRL 1555(-)
Lineage: Eukaryota; Fungi; Mucoromycota; Mucoromycetes; Mucorales; Phycomycetaceae
Exons: 9
Coding region: 1-4581 (1526 amino acids)
Cellular component (GO): endoplasmic reticulum membrane
Source: RefSeq, a predicted model, not a curated record
AUGCCAAGACGACUUCCUCUCAAAGUCCUCUUUCGACAAUUCUUUUAUCGACUGGGCUCGCUGAUCAAAACACUUCUCCGGGGUCUCAUCGUGACUACGGUUUGGUUGAUCGUCCUGCCUUUAUUUACUCUCUGGACCUGGAGACUCUGUUUCUGGACAGGAGAGCGCAUUGGAUACACAAAUGAUCCAAACAAUGGAAAUUUGCCCGAAAAUCACCCGUCUCAGCAGAACACAACAUUUGUAGAAACGUCUCCUUCUUCAUCUUCUCCUGGAUUCAAUUUCGAGACCUUCUUUACUAAUCCUGGAUCAGCCUGGAGCUUUCUCAACAAAAGGGGGUUUUGGACCGAUUGCUUCGAGGGUCAGAUCAUUACUGCCUCUGUAGUCGUCGUAUUUGUCACUGCCUAUCUUUUCAGGGAGUGGGUGAUCCAAAACAUGCCUAUUGAAGAAGAACCUGAUAUGCCUGAUCAACUCAUGGAGUUUCCGCAACCUGUCAGAAUCCCACCUAGAGAUCACAUUCCAAAUCACCAACAAUUACUUCAAGAGCAACAGCAACAACAACAGCAACAACAACAACAACAACAACAACAACAGCAACAACAAUUUGCAGUCGAAACCUUAGUAGACGCAGUAGAUGCAUUGCGUGCCCGGGAUAGAGAAAAUCAUUUUAAUCAACAUCAGAUUGAUCGUGUUCAACCUCAAUUGCAACAGAUCUGGGCAGAACUUGACGAACUUAGAACACCAGGCAACCGUAACAACAACAUUAAUAUUAAUAACAGUAUCAAUAAUUCUAAUCAUCAUAAUCAAAACAACAACAACCAAAGUCGCCACAGUAGCCCUGGAUAUGAUUCUGAAUUGGAUAAUGACGCCGAAAGACACCAACAGCAUGACAAUAGAAGCAUCCGUGAAGAAUCUCCUUUACUCCACGGAUAUCCAACCGAAGAAGACAACCAGAGAGACAGGCGUCAAGAGCACAAGGCUAAUGCAGGCGGAGUCCAGCCCAGCCGACAAUCGUCUUCUGGCCUUCACACUACAUCUACAUCUACAUCUACAUCUACUUCUGCAUCCACAUCCACCACCGCCGGACGUUGGGAUUACAAUGGACACAACUGGCCAAGUGGAUCUCAACUGCCACCCCCAAGCCGCUUUUAUGAGUACCUUGACGACAUGGACACCCAACCCGGAAGCAGCAGCACAUCUAGUCGUGGCAAUGCGAGUGUAGACACAGCAGCAGCCUAUGGAGUAAGCGAACAUGACAUGUUCUCGGACGGAUCACACCAUAACAUCAAUAGUAACAGUAACAGUAACAGUAACACCAGCACUAGUACUAGCAGCAGCAGUAGUAGUAGCAGCAGCAGCAGCAGUAGCAGCAGCAGUAGCAACACCAAUGAUGAUGAUCACGAUGACGACGACGAUGAUAACAAUGUUGGUAGACAAUUUGGAAUACAUAAUGCUCGACAUCUUCAAGGACUUGAAAACAUGUUACGUCACACAAGCAACGGCAACGUCAACAACAACAACAACAACGUUGGUGGCGGUGCUGUUGAUAAUGAUGGAUGGGAAAGAGAUCAAGGACUGAAUAUUGAUCGCUUUAGAAACCGCGAUUUGUUUGACGAUGAAGGGUUCCCGCUACCUGAGCUUAUUCGACAGAGAAUAUAUGGUCGGAUGCCUGGUAACCAGCAUAGAACUGAGCUGAACCAACAACCUGAAAACGUUAUGAUCGAUUUUGGAAGCAACAAUAUCAACCAUGUCAACAAUCUCAACAAUCUCAAUAACAUCAAUAGCUUCAAUCGUUUCAAUAACCUGAAUAACCUUAACGAUCUAAACGAUUUGAACGAUUUGAACGAUCUGAACGAUCUGAACGAUCUGGAAAAUCUGGACAAUCUGGACAAUCUGAACAAUCUGAACAAUUUCAACAACGAUAUGAAUGGAAAUGCCGCCGCUGCCGCUGCCGCUGCUGCGGUUGAUGAUGAUGAUGAUUUUCAAAGGGAAGAUGAACCAUUUGAUAUGGGUGAAGGGCUUGAUGGAAUUCUAGAGGCAAUCGGCAUGCGUGGAAACCCUUGGAUGCUUAUUCAAAACUCGGUAUUGAUGUCAUUGAUGAUCAGCUUGUGUCUUGGUGUUGCUGUUUGGAUCCCAUAUGUACUCGGUCGCUUGCUGAUUUUGAUUCGACCCAUCAGCUUUAUCCAAACUCCAAUUUAUAUUAUGCGUCUCAUUACAGAUCCAUUAGUGGACUUUACUCUUGACAGAGUACUUCCGGCCGUUGUGUCUCUCUCCGAAAACUCAAAGUCUACCGAUUCUCCAGACGUAGUUAUGAUCUUUUGGGAGACUGUAAAGACGUUUUUUGAAAAGGCAAUCAAGAUCAUUAUGGAAAUCAUUGGAUCCAACGGAGAAAAUCACCAAUACGACCACGACAAUAGCCACGACCAUAAUCUUAAUCUUAGUAGCAACCAGCAAUCCACAAUUGCAGGUUUGAUAGCCUUUGAAACCGGCAUUCCGGAUCUUUCGAUGAUUCAAGAGAAAGCAGAAAUGAUCGUCAGCCUUGCUCUCAAACGGUGGCACCAAUUUGCAGUUGAACAGACCGGUAUUGACCGAACAGUGUGUGUUUUGGUCGGAUAUGUGAUUUUGGUUCUGUUUGGUUCCUGGUACCUCUCAAGAAGACAGCAUGGCUCUCUGACCAGAAGAGGAGGAGCUGCUGUCGGUGCUGGUGCUGGUGCUGAAAAUACAUUGGAAGAAAUCCUGAACCAACAAGGAAUCUUUUUAAAGGUCGUGUGUUUUAUUGGAAUCGAACUGAUUGCAUUCCCAAUUGUGUGCGGAAUUUUACUUGACAUCUCGACUCUUCCGUUGUUUGCCAAUGCCUCGCUUGCCACUCGUCUGGCGUUCUACCGGACCAACCCGUUGUCUUCUUGCUUCCUGCACUGGUUUGCUGGUACAGGAUUCCUGUUUCACUUUGCUGCGUUUAUUGGACUAUGCAGAAAGGUUAUCCGGCCAGGUGUCCUAUGGUUCAUCCGUGAUCCAAAUGACCCCCAGUUCCAUCCAGUGCAAGAAAUGGUCGAUCGCCCAGCGGUGACACUGUUCCAGAAGAUCAGUCACAGCGCAAUGAUGUACUCUAUCAUGGUUCUUGUUGGAGUGGGAGUUCCAACCUAUGCAAUCGGGCACUAUUUUGAUGUGUAUCCUCUUCGUUGGUCAUUCGAUAUUCCUUUGUCUACAUUGGCUGUGGACCUUGUGGGACUUGAGAUGAUUUUGCCGCUUAUUGUGCAACAGAUCAAUGGCCAAGACAUUGCCAAGGAUUGCUUGUUGGUUUGGUGGCGCGUUGUGUCUCGGUCGCUUAGACUGUCUUCGUUUAUGCUGGGUGGUAGAUACCCUGAGGAAGAGGGACGCCAUGUGAGAAAGACCUUGAUGGCCUGGCUAUUGUUCAAGAAGGCAAGUGUGCCAGAACAUGGAUUUUCCGAUGUGACUAUCUCAAACCCAACAAACAACAACGAAAGGGGAAGAAGAGCAGGCGAAAACGAAAAUGAACAUGAAUAUUAUGAAGGCUAUGAGAACAAUGAUGAUAGUGUUGUAUUCGAAAAGGACGGAAUGUUGGUCAGAGCACCAAAAUUGGAUGGAGUUCCUGUGGUUCCUGAUCAGUCGAUGCUUGUACCUGUGGACCCUGUUACUUUCGAGGCCAUUGAUGAAACCGAACGAUUACGAGGACACCCUGCAGCAUCUGGGUCUGAUAAUCAAGAUGCAACCACUACAAUUGUCUACAUUCCAUCACACUUUAAAGCCAGGGUUAUUUUAUUCUUGAUUCUUUUGUGGAUCUCAAUUUGCAUUGUUUUGGCUACCUUGACUAUUGGGCCACUUGUUUUGGGUCGACAUUUGUUUAGUGCUUAUUUUGCACCUAAUACUAGGGUUCACGAUCUGUACUCAUUCGGACUUGGGGCAUCCAUUUUACUGGGUAUUGCUGGUGCAGUUAAGACUGUGUUGGGAUACCAUGAAUAUUUCCAAUCAGCCUCGGCUGCGGAUAGAAUUGAGUCUGUCAGGAAGUUGUGUAUUACGGUUACGGGAUUCCUAUACUUGGGAAUUGUGCUGGGUGUUGUUACCCCACUCUUGUUAGGAAUUCUGAUUGAAUUAUAUGUGUUUAUCCCAAUUUCAUGUGUCAAGGCCAAUGAUCCCAUUACUCUAUACAUAUCACAGGAUUGGCUUUAUGGCGUCGUCUACAUGUGUAUAGCACGCGGGACGAUCUAUGUGCUACCCAACAACCGCUGGCAAAGACGGUUGGAUCAGAUAUUUGGAAAUGAUCCUAUGCAGCUGAACCCAUGGGUUGUAACACGGUCAAUUGCAGCACCAGUUGUCAUGGCAGCUGUGGCAGCAAUUGCUGUACCUGGCAUAGUGGCAUGGGGGCUGACACAGCUUUUAGGCGAUAAGAUUGACCAACUCGUUCUAUUGCGCUUCAUCUAUCCUGCCGUCCUUUUGCUGCUGGUUCUAGUUGGGGCUUGGAUACUGUGUGCCAGAUUACUGAAAGUUUGGUUGCGUGUAGCCAGAGACGAUGCUUACCUUGUUGGAAAGCAACUUCACAACUUAGAUAGCCCAAGAGUAGAAUGA